Molecule: messenger RNA, 4469 nt
Organism: Micropterus salmoides (largemouth bass)
Lineage: Eukaryota; Metazoa; Chordata; Actinopteri; Centrarchiformes; Centrarchidae
Exons: 8
Coding region: 2809-4356 (515 amino acids)
Source: RefSeq, a predicted model, not a curated record
AAAGCAUAUCAAGAACAGAUUUUAUAACAUUAUCGUAUAUAUUUCUAUCGGGGUUUUUUUGUCCGUUUUGCCGAACAUUUUCAGACAACCACCACGUGUUGUGAGGGUGAGCUCGACCAACAGCCAACUAAAGUUAGCUAGCUGCUAGCAAGCUUCACACAAUUCCAAAAUGUUCACUUGCAAGUUUAGCACAUGUGGUAAGGAAUUUAAUAGAGUUUGUGAGUUUACUCAGCACAUUAAGUUGCAUAGUAAUAGUGCUAAUUACAGAUAUCAGUGUGGUGUGCCUGAAUGCUCCAGACAGUAUGUUAAAAUUCCUGUACUUAAAGCUCACAUGUACAGAGACCACAAAGCAGAUGUGCCUUUGAGGAAUAGUCAGCGACCAUGUACUCCUAUACAAUGUGACUUUUGUGCAGUAAGGUGUGAAACAUCAUCUUUACUAGUUUGUCACUUGAGGUCACAUUUGCGUGAAGGGUUACACGUUGAAUGCCCAUUUAGAGGAUGUGAUAGAAGGUUCUCUGUUUUGUCGAGUUUUGCAUCCCAUCUUUCUAAGAAGCACCGCAAUGACAGUGCUGAACAUGUAGAAAACCCCUCUAAUGUAGAAAGACCUGUUGCCAGUGAAUCAGUGAGUGAGUGUGAACCAUCUAACGUUAAUUAUUCUGAUGAUGAGCAAGAAGUACCUGUUGCAGUUGAUGAAUCUGUCUUUCUUCAGAAUAUCACACUUUUCUAUCUAAAACUUCAGGCUAAACUACUAUUGCCGGCUACUACAAUACAAACUAUUAUUGAGGGAUAUCAAGAUGUCCAUCAUGUCAGUCUGACAAAUCUGCUUAAUACCUUGAGUGAGAAACUAACUGUCCUUGGAAUCCCAGAGGCCACAAUUAGUAACAUUAUGGAUGAAAUGAGAAAAGAUGAUCUCCUCACAGCCUGUAACAGUGGGCCUUUGAGCACAGACCAGAAAAGAAAGACGGCUUUUAAAAAACAUUUUAAUUAUGUUGAGCCGGUGCCUCAGUUAUUAGGUAUCAAUGAGAAAGGUAAGGAAUCGUUUGCCCAGUAUGUGCCUAUUAAAGAAACAUUGGCUGCACUUUUUAAAAGCAAGUCCAUGCAGGAACAGUAUGCAGCAACACAUUCCACACCAUCAUCAGAGGGUAUUUUCCAAGAUGUAAAUGACGGGAAGGGAGCUCAGUGCAACCCUUUAUUUAAAGCGGAGCCAUCUUCUCUUGGUCUUAUACUUUAUCAGGAUGCAUUUGAAGUGGUUAAUCCACUUGGUUCUUCUAAAAAGAAACACAAGAUUCUAGCAGUUUAUCUCACUUUAACAGAUAUUUUGCCUCAUAACAGAUCAUCCAUAGAUCAAAUGCAGCUUGUUCUCUUGUGUAAGGAGCAGGACUUCAAAUAUUUUGGGAUGGACAAGGUAUUUGAGCCCCUCAUUAAAGACCUGAAAGCUCUUGAGGAAACUGGCAUUGAGAUAAAUAAUGGACAAAUUGUCAGAGGUCGACUGUGUGCUAUUUCUGGUGACAAUUUAGGGUCUCACUGUAUUGGCGGAUUUGUUGAGAACUUUAGUGUGAGCCAUUAUUUCUGCAGGUAUUGUGAUAUAAAAAGAUCAAUUUUUGAGAGCUCUCCAUUAUUAUGUGGCAACAAGCGUACAGAACAGUCUUUUCUGAAUCAUCUACAAGAAUUAGAAAACACUGGUACAAAUUCUGAAUGUGGUAUCAAGUCAAACUCUCCUUUUAACCAACUGUCCUUCUUUCAUGUUUGCCAGCCUGGAUUACCCCCAUGUCUUGGCCAUGACCUGUUUGAAGGCAUUGUUUCCUGUGACCUUAGUUUGUUGAUUGGUCAUCUAGUUGAGGAGAAACAUUUCAACUAUACACAACUGAACAGGUGCAAAGAUCAGUUCAACUAUCAGGGAAAUGAUGCCCAGGACAAACCAGCCGAUGUUUCACCAGGUAGCAGAAGACUUGGUGGACAUGCAGUCCAGAACUGGUGCUUCCUGCGUUUGCUCCCUCUCCUGAUAGGAGAUAGGAUUAGGAAUCCAUGUGAGAAUGGUGCCUGGCAACUUGUGCUGCAGCUCAGAGAAAUUGUAGAGCUCAUUUGUGCACCAGCAAUCACUACAGAUCAGGUUGCUUACCUUAAAAUACUCAUUGAGGAGUAUAUCUACUUUCGAAGGCAGCUCUUUCCCAAUGAGCCCCUGAAGCCCAAACAUCACUAUUUACUUCAUUAUCCAGAGCUCAUUACACACUUUGGUCCCCUUAUUCGCCUUUGGACUCUCAGGUUUGAGAGUAAGCACACAUUCUUCAAAAGAUGUGCUAGGAAGUUACAUAAUUUCAAGAACAUCUGCAAGACAGUCGCAGAGAGACACCAGCUCUUCCAGGCAUACUUGAGUGCAGGUAAAAUGUUUCAGCCGAGUGUGUUACUGGAUAAAGAGAUGACAUUCUAUGUAAAUGACUACAGCGACAAAAUCAGAGAGGCUGUUGUUGGUUUGCAUUUUGAAUCUAAAGAUACAGUAGCAUCUCACACAGUGACGGUGAAGGGCACAUCAUACAAAAAGGGCAUGUUUAUUUUGCUGGGGAAAACUGAAGAAGAGUUGGAGGUUGGCAAGAUAGAGCUGGUCAUUGUGCACCAUGGCUCUGUGUCAUUUGUCUCAGAAAAAUAUUGUUUUGUUAAGUUGAGGGACAUUGGGGUCUAUAGUGUUUUGGGGACACCUCAAGAGCAGUUUGUUUGCAUGAGGCAUGAUGAUCUACUGGAUUAUUAUCCUUUGCCUGCCUACACAAUGUGUGACAUUACAAUGAUCUGUCUCCAUCACUCCUUUGCAGAGACAUGGCUGCAGCACAAGAGGAGCUCAGGAGGGCUGUCUUGGCAGUACUCCCGGACCUCCCCGCAGACACACUAACUACCUUGAUGGCAGGCCUGGAAGAACUUGGUGUGGAGAACAAGGAGGAUGUGAGCCUUCUAAGUGAAGAAAAUCUUCUGCCCUUUCUCCGUGUGGUCCAGUCUAGAAAGCUUCUCCGUGCCUUUUCAUCUCAAGGUUCCUUCUCAGCCCUGUCUCCUCCUGGCUCUCCACAACUCUCCUCAACCCUGUCCCCCGUGGGAAGUCCACAACUCUCCUCACCUGAGACACCCCGAACGUCCAACCCAAUGCCCUCACCACGCACACCAUGGCCUGUACAUUUUAAGGUUAACUGGGAGAAGAUGACGCCAGAGAUUCAGUCAGCCAUUGCAAAUUCUACUAGACCGAAUCCUGCUGCCAGAAGAGCGAUGGUCAGAGAGCUUGUCGAUCAAAUGAGGGUGCACAAUGCAAAUCCAAAUAGAGGGAUCUGUUUGAAAGUUGUAAACGAUAUAAUACAGAAGUACCCCACAUGUUUUGGGGAUGUGGAUGAUGAUGAAAAUACAGCUGGGGCAUCGCUCGUCCAGCAAGUAAAAACCAGAAUCGAGCAUGUCAACCGAAACAACACAUUGGCACGGUUAAGGAAGAAUAAGCACAGCAAUCGGCAGGCGAGGACAAAUGGAAGAGGUCCCGUUGAUCAAUAUGGAUGUGUCCGAUGGGCACCUCAAGAACUCCCCUCAGGGGAGACUGAUGAAACCCUACAAGAGAUGAAGACUCAGAUGCAGCAGCUAUAUGCCCAGGAAGGAAUGUCAGGCAUGGAGAGAGGAGCGCUUCAGAGAUGGCUUCAGAGAACCUACAUUCUCCAGCGUUGUGAUCUCAAUGCUGACCCUCCACACAGCGUCUCAAAAAUUAAGGAUGACUGGCCCUUUCUCUUCUCCUUGAAGGGCCUGUUCUCGCAUUUCAGUGAACUGACCGGAAUUCCAAUCCAGGAGAAGCUGCCAGCUGCCAUAGACAACAGGAGUCAGAACAUCAUAGAGUACUUCCAACAGCAGAAGACACCAGGAGUGGGGAAGGUUCUGGAAGCCUACGAUGAAGAGAGUGGCAACAAAGCUAUCUGCACCAUUAUGUGCCUGCUUGCUCACUUCAAGGAGGGGGAUGGUAUCUUCCUUACGGCUGAUCCCUCUGCCACGGCUGCUGAUAUUGAGAGAGCUGUCAGUCUGCCAAGCACACCUCGAUUAGUUGUACCAGGAGAGAUACUGCGCGGUGCAGAUAUGUGGGUUAUGUCCAUGGAAGGAGCAUGUGUGAUGGGGCCCCACAGCAACCUCCUGCAUGGAUUGGCAGCAGUCUUCGCUGCCUACUAUGUCUUCAACUUGCAAUAUCCAGCAGAAGCCGCAAGCACACUUGAAUUCAUUCAGAGAGCCUUUUGCGGCAUAAAUCCCCAGACGGGCAGCAAGGCAGAGAAAAGGCGAGGGCUGAAUGCACCAGUUUGCACACUUUUGAGGAAACUGCUGGAUUUUGAAUUGGUGGGCAGGGGAAAUUAGAGGACAUUAGUGGGCAGGGGACAUUGGGGACAUUAGUAUGUUUGACAACUCAUGUUCAACCAGUUUGGUACACUAAUACUUUGUGCAUUGUGCACUCUGUUUUUUAAGAGAAA